AUGCCUUCGACAAAGCCCAGCGCGGAAGAAUCAGACGAGUUCCUCCUCUCGUGCCGAUAUGGCGAGCUCGAGGAGGUGCAGGCGUAUAUCAGCCAGUUUGGAGAGGAGGCCAUCGUGGAAGCUAGGGAUAAUAGGGGAAAUACGGCUUUGCACAUGUGCUGUGCCAACGGACAUAUCGACAUAUUACAAGCCCUCCUCCCCCAUCUCCCACCUUCGUUCCUCCAGCAGACAAAUACUGCCGGAUCUCCACCAUUACAUUGGGCUAUCUUGAACAACCAAGUGGCUGUUGUCAAGCUGUUGUCGGAGUUGCCAGAAGAGAAGGGCGGGGGAUUACCAUUAUUACAUCAGCAGAACCGAGCCAAGCGGGACGCCUUCACCGAAGCGCUCUUCCACGGGGAGGGCAAAGAAGAGAUCGCGGGCUAUAUAGAAGGCUACCUCUUCAAGGCGGAAGGGGACGGGACGGACGGAGAAGGGGAGAUCAAGAUGACAGCGGGGGAGGUGGAGGAGGCGCAAGAAGGGGAUAAGGGGGCGGAGGAAGAGGCAGUGAAGGAGUUGGAGGAGAAGGCGAAGGAUGUGAGAAUAGGGGAACAGUAG
Dioszegia hungarica is the source of this 594-nucleotide messenger RNA. RefSeq lists its product as uncharacterized. The transcript is spliced from 3 exons. Gene Ontology annotation, molecular function: protein binding. The record is from RefSeq and is a predicted model, not a curated record. NCBI's taxonomy places the organism in Eukaryota, Fungi, Basidiomycota, Tremellomycetes, Tremellales, Bulleribasidiaceae. The coding region runs from base 1 to 594 and encodes 197 amino acids.